AUGAGGUCAAGAGCCUCAAGCCAAAAUUUACAACAAAAAACGUUAAAUUCAGAAUCAAAUACUCCAUUAAAAGAACCAAAACAAGAACCAUCAACAAAUUUUAAUGAUUCUCUUUGUUCCCCUUCUGAUAUUUCGACAACAGUUUGUUACUGUAAUGGAGAGCGUAAACUUGGAGGUUUGGAAGUACAAUGUUCUGGAUGUAAAAGAUGGUUUCAUCAAGAAUGUUUCAAAGAUUUAGAAAAUUUUGGUGGUCUUCCAUUUAUGGUUUCUUAUAUGUUUUGUUGCAGAGGUUGUUCACCUGAAAACAAGGAGAAAUGGAAUAUUCGUAGCACAAGUUAUUCUUCAAUGGCUGUAAUGGCAUUAGCUAACAUGACACUUGAAUAUUUUAUAAAACAAUAUGGCCUUUCAAAUAUUUCUUCAAUCAAAGGCCCUAAUCCUUUCUUUUCAAUUGAUCAAGAAAUUGUGCAAUAUAUGGACAAAAAUUGGGAAUAUUUAUCAACAACGCCAAAACGUCAAAAGAAAACUUGGCACCAAACAAUUUUGAAAAUUUUACAAAAAGAAACUGAACUUUUUAUACAAGAUUCUAAGGGGUGUUCUUUUGCUUUGAAAGAAAAAGAUCUUUUACGGAUUGGUCCAAUGCAUGAAUCUAUUUUACAGGUUUUUCUUUCUUUUCUUAUUUAUAAUUAUUUUUUAAAGAUAUUUAAAAGAGGCAGAGAUGCUGCAGAAAGAGAAGCAAAUUCUUUACAAAUUUCUGAACAACAAAUUUAUCAGUCAUUAAAUUUAGAAAAUUUUAGUGAAGGGCCAAAAACAAGAGGAGCAAGUAAAAGAAAAGCAGCUACUUCAAAUAAUGGAGAAGGAUUGGAUACAAAAAUUAAUUUAAAUAUUCCUUUACAGAAAAAAGCAAAAAUAGAUCGUUUUGACAGAGAAGAAGUAAAUAAUACUAGAGCUGUUCAAAUCCCUUCACAUAUUCACAGAAUUGUUAUUCCACAAAUAGUAACACUUCCACCCAAUGAUAGAGCUAAUCAAUUAAUUUUGGAUGCAGACAAUUUAACUUUAACUGGAUGUGAUGGUUAUUCUUCUAUUAGAGCAACACAUUCUGUUGGCCAUGGAAAGUGGUAUUUUGAGAUGGAAUUUUUAAGUCAACCCGGAGAUUCACAUGUUCGUGUUGGAUGGGCCCAAGCUUUUUCUCCAUUACAAGCUUGUAUUGGAUAUUCUAAAUUUAGUUAUAGCUGGAGAAGUAAACGAGGAACUGUUUUUAAUGAUGGUUAUGGCCGAAGGUAUUAUCAACGAGGAUUUAAACAGGGAGACACUAUCGGUUGUUUAAUUGAUUUACCUUCCUUGAAUGUUGGAAAGGAUAAUAAUAAUGUUGCCACAACAAUCAAAAUUUCCGAUAUUUUGCCUCCUUCGCGGAAAGAUUGUGAUUUAAUAAAAUUUAAACAAAAUUAUUUUUUUGAAGAAAAAGAAGAAAUACAACAAGAAAUUCAAAAAUUACAGCCUCUUCCAAAUUCUAAAAUUGAAUUUUUUUUAAAUGGACAAAGUUGUGGAGUAGCUUUUCAAAAUAUAUUUACUGGCCACUACUUUCCUGCCGUUUCUUUAUUUCACUCUGCACGUGUUCGACUAAAUUUUGGACCAAUUUUUCGAAGAAUUCCAGAAUGUGUCAAAAAUGGUAAUGUCAAACCAAUGAGUGAGAGACCUAAUCAAAUGCAAAUAGAACAAGUUUUGUCUGAUAUUUUAUAUAUGAUUGUUAAUGAAGAAGAAUUAAAUAGAAGGAAUGUAGAUUUUUUCAAUGCAAUUCUAAUGAAAGAAAAGGUUUAA
Messenger RNA from Meloidogyne enterolobii, 1815 nucleotides. NCBI's taxonomy places the organism in Eukaryota, Metazoa, Nematoda, Chromadorea, Rhabditida, Meloidogynidae. The record is from the annotation of a GenBank genome assembly.